This is a messenger RNA of Hypanus sabinus (Atlantic stingray), 3464 nucleotides long. RefSeq names its product amphoterin-induced protein 2-like. The record is from RefSeq and is a predicted model, not a curated record. Gene Ontology annotation, molecular function: protein binding. Gene Ontology annotation, cellular component: plasma membrane. Lineage: Eukaryota; Metazoa; Chordata; Chondrichthyes; Myliobatiformes; Dasyatidae. Bases 114 to 1814 code for a protein of 566 amino acids. The transcript has 2 exons.
UGUAAUCGUUGACCGGCUCCCACCCUGCCGUGUUCAGCCAAUCUCAGCGAUCUGAAGAUGGGCAGCCGUCACUUGUAGCCUCACCGCUUGUCUGGCUGCUGCCUCGUUCGACAAUGCGCCGUAAAAUGAAACACGGGAGAGUUAUAGCACCUGGGAUGAACCUGGUGAUAUCUGUUUUUCCCCAGUGCCACGCUCAAUCCUGCGGGAUAGGUUUCACGUUCAUCCGACUGCAGGGCCCACUGGAAGACGGUUGGGAGACGGUCAUCAUGUGUACCCGUCACCCAGUCUUCUCUGCUCUCCGAGGAUGCAACUCAGCCACCCAAAGACUCGCUCUACUCUUGCUGUGUGCCAGCUUGGCGGGCAACGCUUCCGUCAUCUGUCCUUCAGUCUGCAUCUGUGCCAGCGAUAUCAUUACUUGCACCAAUAAGAAUCUGACCACUGUGCCAAGGAUCCUGUAUAAAGUUGCGACCAGUUUGGAUGUUAGCUACAACAGUAUCAGACUACUUGGUUCUAACUGGACUCCAACCAUACUGGACAGACUCAGAACGCUGAUUCUCAAUCACAACAGUAUAGGCUUCCUCUCCAAGAGGGCAUUUUGGUCUACUCCUGAACUCAAGUAUCUGGAUCUGUCCUCCAACAAGUUAAAAAGUUUGAGCAACUCAUCGUUUCAAGGACUGAAUUCCCUGGAGAUUCUGCUUCUUUACAAUAAUCAGGUCGCCCAAGUCAGCAGCGGAGCUUUCGAGGGUUUGUACAAGCUUCAUAAACUGUAUCUCAGUCGGAAUCUGAUCUCCCGCUUCCCAAUGCAACUCUUUAAAGGCAGGUCUAGACUUCCGCUUCUGGAACUGGUCGAUCUCUCUUUCAAUAAAUUGACGUCUGUACCUGCCCUGCAGUUAAGUGCUCUACCCGUAAAGAUGCAGAGUGGUUUGUAUCUGCAUGCCAACCCAUUUACUUGCGAUUGCUCCUUCUACACCAUGGUCACCUACUGGUAUAAAAGGCAGUUUAGGUCGGCGGUGGAUUUUAGGGAAGAUUAUAGAUGUUAUUUUCAGCUGGACGCCAAGAGAAGUGUCAGUGUUUUACUGAUCCACGAUGAUCUAUUGAAUUGCUCUAACAGUGCCGUGAAUGGCUCUUUCCACGCUUUGGGCAUGCUCUAUGAGGCCUAUCUGGGGGAUCGAGUAGUAAUAAACUGUGACAGCAAGAUUCUGGACAGCAACACCAACGUCCUAUGGGUCACGCCCGAGAAUGAAACAUUGCAGACUGGCAUUCAAAGGCAGAGUCUGGGGGUGUUAUUGAACGGAAGCCUCGAAAUUCAAGAUGUCCGGGUCGAAGAUGCAGGGGUCUACUCCUGUAUCGCAAUUAACAAUAGACGCAUGCUAAACGAGACCAUCGAGGUAACACUGAAAGUGCACAAUUUCACACACACCAAGCACCGUUCACACACCUUUAACACGGCUUUUACCACUCUCGCUGCCUGCCUCGCCAGCAUCAUUUUAGUCUUGAUCUAUCUUUACUUGACACCUUGCCGCUGCUGGUGCAAAUCUAAGCAAAGGCACCGGAAACCGAACGAAAGCAGCGUACACUCCUCCAUUCUGAGCGACACUCCUCCUCACGAGGCGGGCGCUGAGAGGAAGGUCAGCGCGGGCAAGCGAGUGGUCUUUCUGGAGCCCGUCAAAGAGCCAUUGAGGGGGCAGAACGGGAAAGUGAAGCUGCUCCCUACCAGCCACACUGUGGCCGAGAAGAUCCUGAGACACAACAGAGGAAAGGCGGAUGUCGACUCCAUCAGCUCCGUGUUCUCCGAUAAUCUCAUCGUGGCUUGAUCCAAACGCUGUUGAUGCGCCUAAGCGAUAAUCUAGGUUGCUGCCCACCGGACACCUGAGAUGACUCGUAAACCAAUAGUGUUGGGAUAUCCGGCAAAUCUCCCUGCCUGUGGAAAGGUUAAAGCAGGAGAGCUGAGAAAUGCCUCUGCUCUGAAUGUUAACAGGGUCCUGUCGGCUUGCGGAGGAGUUUUUCAAACUAGUUCCAUGUCUGGAAUGAUGCGAGAUCCAGAGGAGGAAAAAUGCACUUCCAGUCACUGGAUUCUGCAUUUAGUCCAUUAGUUUGGCACCAGUAAUAUCCAAAUUAAACCAACGUUGAGCCCUGUGAUCGCCUUAGAGGCAGUGAUCAUGCCACGUGCUUGCAAGUAUAAGGUUCAUCUGAAAUUGGCCAUCUCAAAGUAUGCUUAGAGACAUUUCGCUAAAUCCUUAGAAUUCAAGAGCAAAGUAACGCCUCUUUACUGAUGUUUAUCUGCACUGAUAUGCAACGCUAAAUUUAAUGACCAAUGAAGCUAUGUAAAAUAAUUCAUUGCUGCCGCGCACUUUGCCCCCUUACAUUUUUUCCAUAGGCCUCAUACACGAGUUACAUUUUAGAUCAAUUGUUGCUCUAGUCAAUUUGUUGAAGACUUGCACAGAUGUAUUUCAACAUCGACUUCCAGCCUAUAUUUAUAUUGCAAAUUAAAGUUUUAUAUAUUGCAUUACAAUUCCUGCUCAUAUUACUAACCUAUACAUUUGUUGGCAAUUCAUGAUUUAAUUCAUUCCCAUUUACCAAGUUUCCACCUAAAGCUUUAGAACUGACAGAUUUAGCAAAGUCUGUUCGAAACUUCGUGCCCAGCGACUUUAGUAAGAUUUAAGGAGUACUGGCAUUAGUAGAAAGAGUUCUCCAACAAGGACAUCGAUGGUUAAGCAUUGAAGGGAUUUUCCAUUCAAUGACACAGUAAAUACAUCACUAAAAUAAUGGAAUCACGGUUGAUUAAUGCCAUCUUAAAUAUUAGUUUUCUCAGAUACUGGUAUCUGGCAUUGCCAAUGGGAAUGUCAGCUUUCUCAGUUUAUAUUCAGCGACGGGAACUGUCCAGCAAGGGGUUAAAAAGAAGUUUCACGCAGCUGUUCAUUUCGUCUUGCUCAGGCAUACUUAGUUAUUCUCCUAACUAAGAAGCAGCUGUUAUGACACCAGGUACAGGUAGUUCUGUCUAACUUAAGAUGUGAGGGUAAUUACCUAACUAAACUCCGUAACGCAAAUGAAAUGCAAUUAUCAGUUAUUUCAUGAAACACUUUAAAAUAACUAAUCACCUUUUAAAAGAAAUCUAUUCCAAACGUAAGUAUGUAUAGGUAGGAACUAAAGUGCUUACUUUGAAUGUGAAAUUGUUUAAUUAUUAGUUUGUACUGAUGUAUUUUAGAGAAAAAAGUAAGUCUGUAAAUGCAGUAUUUUGUAGUAUCAAUUUACUGUAGGAGAUAUAUAUCUUUGUUACCAUAAUCUUUGAAACUUUAUUGUAAAAUGUAUAUGAUUCCCUUUCAUGUCUAUUGUCUUAGUUUGUAAAAUGCAGUUAUCAAAGGUGUAAAUUUGAAACAGACAAAUGUUAGAACUACAAAAUCAGACAAGACUAUUUAUAGGAGCUUCUCCGCAACUCUCACAAAAUGCUGGAGGUACUCAGCAGG